GGUAAAGAGUUGGAAGAAGGCUCUACGGAAAGCAGGUAGCUUAUCUGCGUGGCAUUUUACUGAUGGAUAUGAAGCUGAGAGCUUAUACAACAUAUCGUACGGGAGAUCUCAACUCGACUAGAUCGAACGCCUUCAGAUGUGGCCAAAUAUCCUGUUGGGCUAGAUUCCCAAGUGCAAGAGCUUAAAACAAUCUUAAAUCUACAACCCAAGGAUGGGUUUUAUGGUAGGACUAUGGGGACAAGGAGGUAUUGGGAAGACAACCCUUGCUAAAGCUAUCUAUGGCACUGUGUUUAGAGAGUUUCAAGGUUCUAGCUUCUUGGAACGUAUUAGAGAAAAUUUCAAAAGUUCCAAUGAUUUGGUUGCCUUGCAGGAAAAAUUGCUGUUGGAGGUAUUACUAGGGAAGAAAUUUACAGUUUACAGUGUUGCUAAAGGAAGUCGUCCGAUUCAAGAUAGACUCCAUAAUAAGAAAGUUCUCACUAUCCUCGACGAUGUCGACGAUGCAGGCCAAUUAAAUGCUUUAGCUGGAAAUUGUCGGUGAUUUGGUGAUGGAAGUAGGAUAAUUAUCACAACAAGAAAUAAGCAACUUCUAACUUCUCGUGGGAUACAUCAGGAUCAUAUGUAUAAAGUUGAAGCUCUUGAGAAUGGUGAAGCUCUCGAACUUUUUAGAAAGCAUGCUUUUCAAAUAAAUCAAGAAAUAGAAAUAAGCAGCAAUCUUGUUGAUAGGGUUUUAUAUUAUGCCAACGGCCUUCCUUUGGCCCUUGCGGUAUUGGGGUCUUUCUUGCGCGGUAAAAGAGAACUUGAAUGGGAAAGCAUCCUGAAAAAACUUGCCAAAAGUCCUCACAAAGAAAUCAAUGAUGUGUUAAAGGUGAGUUACGAUGGAUUGGAGCCCUAUGCAAAGGGGAUUUUUCUCGACAUUGCUUGUUUCUUCAAGAGGUGCGAGACAAAGUACAUUAAGAAAGUUCUUGAUAAUUGUGAUUUCGAGCCAACUAUUGGAGUACAAGCCCUCAUUGAGCGCUCCUUGAUUAGUGAAGAGAGAGGAUCCUUACGGAUGCAUGACUUAUUACAAUCGAUGGGUAUGGAUAUCGUCAAACAAGAAUGCUGUGAUGAUCCUGGAAAACGUAGUAGGCUAUGGCUUGAUGAGGAUGUUCUUGAUGUUCUAUCAGAGAUGUGGGAACAGCUGCAAUAAAAGCCAUAGUUUUGCUUUCACGAGAGCGAGAAGAGAUGUAUAUUGGUCCUAAUGCUUUCA
Molecule: messenger RNA, 1246 nt
Organism: Rhodamnia argentea
Lineage: Eukaryota; Viridiplantae; Streptophyta; Magnoliopsida; Myrtales; Myrtaceae
Product: disease resistance protein RUN1-like
Exons: 3
Coding region: 617-1186 (189 amino acids)
Biological process (GO): defense response
Molecular function (GO): ADP binding
Source: RefSeq, a predicted model, not a curated record